ACGGUCGUGAUCAGCUGGUCGGCUGGUCGGGGAGUCCGAGAUUGGCAGUGCAACCCAAACCAGCAGACUUUCACUCGAGGACGAACCGGGGGGAAAAAAAGGAACCUGAUAAAAUCCCUGAUUUGGGCCAGACGGCAGAGCAGACGGUUCUCGUGCGACAGCGAGCGUUAAAGGUCCGUUUUUCCCCAAUUCGAAGGCCGAGCCGUUCUUACCUUACGACGAAACUCGACCUGACGACGCUUUGAGAAAUGGCAGCGAGCAGGACCGUCUUUUCUAAAUUUGUUGUUAAGAACUUGAGUGGGAUUCGUUCAAACUCACUUUACGCCGAGACGAGGAAAAAUUUACUGCUGACUAAAGAAACAAAAGUUAUCUGCCAGGGAUUCACUGGGAAACAGGGCACUUUCCACAGUCAGCAAGCGAUCGAGUAUGGUACGAAACUCGUCGGCGGCGUCUCUCCCGGCAAGGGAGGAAAGAAACAUUUGGACCUCCCCGUUUUCAACUUUGUAAAAGAGGCUAAAGAAGCGACAGGGGCUGAUGCCACUGUCAUAUACGUCCCUCCUCCUGGAGCGGCCAAGGCCAUAUUCGAGGCCCUUGACGCCGAAAUGCCGUUAAUUGUCUGCAUCACGGAAGGCAUCCCGCAACAAGACAUGGUCAGGGUAAAACACCGUCUCAUCCGUCAGAACAAAUCGAGACUUAUUGGGCCCAAUUGUCCCGGAAUCAUCGCACCAGAAUUGUGCAAAAUAGGUAUCAUGCCAGGUCACAUCCAUAAGAGAGGUUCAGUCGGUAUUGUUUCCAGGUCUGGAACUUUGACUUACGAAGCUGUUCAUCAGACAACUCAGGUCGGAUUAGGUCAAACUCUCUGUGUUGGAAUCGGCGGCGAUCCUUUCAACGGCACCGAUUUCAUCGACUGUCUAGAAGUUUUCCUCAACGACCCAGAAACAUCAAGCAUUAUUCUCAUCGGAGAAAUUGGAGGUGUGGCCGAGGAACAAGCAGCUGAAUAUCUUUUAAAAAACAACUCUGGCCCCAAUUCUAAGCCAGUAGUUUCAUUCAUUGCCGGUUUGAGUGCACCUCCUGGAAGGAGGAUGGGGCAUGCAGGCGCCAUCAUUUCAGGUGGCAAAGGUGGAGCUCAAGAUAAAAUCAAUGCCCUCGAGAAGGCUGGUGUUGUAGUAACGAAAAGCCCUGCACAAAUGGGUGUCGAGCUAGUCAAAGAAUUGAAAAGGAGGGGCAAAUGAGAAACUUGUGGUCUGAUUAUUUAGUACAACUUAGUAAGUUACGAUAAAAGCAAGAAGUAAAUAAUUUAAAUAAAAAAAAAAACAUCAUGUGGGGUUCAAGUUAACGAGGUUGCAUAAUUUUGUAAGAGAAAUUUUAAGAGAGGUUCAGUAUUUGUGAAAUAAAACACGAUUGAGGGUGUUAACAAGAAAUUAACUAAUUUUACAUUUUGUGCUCUCUUUAUCCUUAAAAUAUUAUGUUUAAAUUUAAUUUUGUUGUUAAUUUUAAACAUGAUUGUAUUUGUAUUGCUCACAAUUUAUUAUUUUUUCCCCACUUGUAAAUGGACAUUUUUAUUUCAUGUUAUAAAAGUAAGGAAAACUUAUUCUUUAAUUUAUCUUUACUGUGUUUUAUUUAUCUUUUGGUUGAUAACAAAAACCCACUUGCCAAAUCCACCAAUGAUUUUUUUUUAAAGAACAAAUAUACAAUUAUCGCUUAAUUAUAAAAAAUGAUUGUUAUAUAUUAGCAUAUUGUUAAUACAUAAAGUUAAGAGAAAAAUAUUGGAUGUUGUUUUUUCUAUUAAAUUGUCAUACAAAUUGUUCAAAUAAAUGUCAGAAAUUAAAGAAAAUAUUGUUGAUUGGAUCUUUGGGAAAAAGAAAAAUCUCUUAACAUCUAAUGUUUUAUAUGCACAUCAAAAUGCUUUUGCUCACACUAAACAUCAUAUGUCAAUAUCACUGAUGACCAUAUGUGAUCAAAAAACUACCAAAUCCUAUAAAUAAAUAUCAGAAAUUCUAUUGUAUUCAAUCAAUUGUUAGGUCCUGUUGUUUUCUAUUUAUAUUAAAAUAUGGAGUUAAAAAAUA
Molecule: messenger RNA, 2066 nt
Organism: Cimex lectularius (bed bug)
Lineage: Eukaryota; Metazoa; Arthropoda; Insecta; Hemiptera; Cimicidae
Gene: Scsalpha1
Product: succinate--CoA ligase [ADP/GDP-forming] subunit alpha, mitochondrial
Exons: 7
Coding region: 249-1232 (327 amino acids)
Biological process (GO): tricarboxylic acid cycle
Cellular component (GO): mitochondrion; succinate-CoA ligase complex (ADP-forming)
Molecular function (GO): succinate-CoA ligase (GDP-forming) activity; succinate-CoA ligase (ADP-forming) activity
Source: RefSeq, a predicted model, not a curated record